AUGACCAGGAACAAGUGUGCGGCAUGCUAUAGGCAGUUCAACAAAAUGGAGCACCUUGUGGAACACAUGAGGAAUUCAUAUCACUCAUUUCACGAACCCAUGUGUGGAAUUUGUGGGAAACGUUGCCGAUCAUUUGAGUCUCUGAGGGAGCAUCUAAUAGGGCUGUUGCCAAAGGCAGAAUGCGAAAGGAUAUUCAAAGAUCAAGGAUGUGACCUCUGCCUAAUGGUCCUUAACAGCCGUAAUGCACUAAGGGUUCACCGAGAGACAUGCCAACUCUCACGAGUAAACACUAUGGAUAUGCUUUAUCGCCUGCCUAACUUAGGCAUUCACGAUGACUUGAAGAUUGAUAAUGGUAGAACAAGAGUAGUUGCACUUGCUUGCAAAAUGGUUGGUGGUGGCAGUGAUGGUACCCUAGACCUUUGUGGAAGGGUUUGCCUCAUUGAUGAAUAUGAAAAUGUUAUCUUUCAUACCUAUGUGAAACCUCAACUUCCAGUCACAAAUUAUAGGUAUGAAACAACGGGCAUACGACCAGAUCUUUUAAAAAACGCAAUGCCAGUGAGGCUAGUGCAGCAGAAGAUUCAGAAUUUUUUAUGCAAUGGGGAACCAAUAUGGAAGGUUCGGUCAAGAGGAGGAAGAGCAAGGAUCCUUGUUGGUCAUGGAUUGGAUCACAACCUUAGAAGUCUAGAAAUGGAGUUCCCGCCAAUAAUGAUCAGGGAUACGGCACAAUAUCCUCCUUUGAUGAAAUCAAGCAAGAUAAGCAAUUCACUGAAGUACCUAACAAGAACAUACCUCGGGUAUGAGAUUCAAACAGGCAUCCAAGAUCCUUAUGAGGACUGUGUUGCAACAAUGAGGCUUUACAAGCGAAUGAAAUUCCAAGUUCAUAAAAACGAGGACUACCCACUUGCUACCGACCCACAAAACCGAAAUAAUUUUGCACAAUGGAGGCAAAAUGAGCUUGAGAGGAUGACCCCAGAUGAAUUGUUGGAGAUCUCAAGGUCUGAUUACUACUGUUGGUGCUUCGACACCAAGGAAGGUGCCUAAAUGGUAAAGAUUGAUUCAUCGAAGCUACGGAGCUAUAAACUUACUAAGAUACCAAUCCGUGAUCUUAGAAAAGAAUAAAACAUGGAAAUUAUAUCGCUUCAGUUAGAUUAUAUUUAUUUGAACUAUGUGGAAGAAAACUCAUCUGACUGCA
Cornus florida is the source of this 1192-nucleotide messenger RNA. RefSeq lists its product as uncharacterized. NCBI's taxonomy places the organism in Eukaryota, Viridiplantae, Streptophyta, Magnoliopsida, Cornales, Cornaceae. The record is from RefSeq and is a predicted model, not a curated record. Gene Ontology annotation, cellular component: nucleus. Gene Ontology annotation, molecular function: nucleic acid binding; 3'-5' exonuclease activity. The transcript has 6 exons. Bases 1 to 1041 code for a protein of 346 amino acids. Gene Ontology annotation, biological process: rRNA processing.